Plasmodium malariae is the source of this 8892-nucleotide messenger RNA. RefSeq names its product NAD(P)H-dependent glutamate synthase, putative. The record is from RefSeq and is a predicted model, not a curated record. Bases 1 to 8892 code for a protein of 2963 amino acids. Gene Ontology annotation, molecular function: oxidoreductase activity, acting on the CH-NH2 group of donors, NAD or NADP as acceptor; glutamate synthase activity; iron-sulfur cluster binding. NCBI's taxonomy places the organism in Eukaryota, Apicomplexa, Aconoidasida, Haemosporida, Plasmodiidae. The transcript has a single exon.
AUGAAAAAGAAAAGCCACCAAAAGGGCCUGUAUGACAGUCGCUACGAAAAAGAUGCUUGUGGUGUAGGAGUGGUUGCAGAUAUAAAUGGAAAAAGCUCGAGGAAUGUAAUUCAAAAAGCAAUGCAAAUAUUGCUUCGGUUAAGUCAUAGAGGAGGUGUACAAUCAAAUAAUGGAGAUGGUGCAGGUAUUUUGGUUGGAAUACCACAUGACUACUUUCAAAUGUUAAGUGAUACAUGUCAGUUGCCUUUUUUGUUACCAGAAAAAGGGGAAUAUGCAGUUGCUCAGAUAUUCUUACCACAAAAUGAAGAAAGAAGACUUUUUUUAUAUCAUGAAAUAGAGAAAGAAGUGUACAAUCAUGGACUAGUAGUCUUAGGAUGGAGAUCACCAAUUCCUGUUCGAAGUGAUGUCAUUAGUGCUACUGUAAAAAAAAGUGAACCAUUUAUUGCUCAAAUGUUUGUAUGCAAAAGAUCAGUAUUUAAAAAUUAUGAUGAUUUUAAUAUAUAUCCAUUUUCAGAUAUAAAUUUUACAGAUGAUAGUAAUUUAAAUUUAAAUGAUUUACCAGAUGAUAUAGAAUUACUUGCAUUUUUUAUAAGAAAAAAAUUAGUCAGACAUAAUGAUAUGUAUUUUUGUAGCUUUUCUUCAAGAACAAUAGUUUAUAAGGGGUUACUAACCCCUUCACAAAUAUAUCUAUAUUUUGAAGAUUUGUUGAGUGAACAAUUUACUACAUAUUUAGCUAUGGUUCAUGUAAGAUUUUCAACGAACACCUCUCCUACAUGGUAUGCAGCUCAUCCUUUUAGAAGGAUUUGUCACAAUGGUGAAAUCAAUACUAUUAGUGUAAAUUCUUUAUUAUUUCAAGAACGCAUGCAGCUAGCUAAAGCUCCUAGCUUUUUUAAAUCUGUUUCCAUAAAAGACUUACGGCCAAUUAAUGAAGAAAACUACAUUAUUUAUGAUAACGAUGAUGAGAUAAUUCAGAAAAGAGAUACUUUUGAAGAUAUUAUGUUAACACGAAAUAGAAUAAAAAAGAAAUCAAGAAGGAAUUUGCUUUUAAAACUGAAGAGGGAUUAUACAUAUAACAGCACUGCUUUACAUUAUAAAAUAAAAAGGGAAUACAUGAAUUCUGACAUUAAUAGUAACUCAGAGUUUUUGAGUAAUGUAAAUGAAGCGUCUAAGAGUUCAUCGGACGACUUGAUGGAUCUUAGUGAGGAGAGCAUAAAGCACACUUUGAAGGGGAAUCAUUGUAACAGGAACAUUGGCGGAAAUAGCGGAAAUGAUGGUAGUGGAGGUAAUAGCGGUAAUGGAGGAAACAGUGCUAACAGCAACAGUAAUAACAAUUGUGGAAACAAUUGCGGCAACGAAUGCAACAAUGGCAGUGGUAAACACUUUGGGAAAUGCGUAAAGAGACGGGUAAAACAUGGUGAAUCUAAAAAGACGAAAGGCGAAAUUAGCUUUCCCUCGGAUUCCUCCCUUUUCGACAAUGCUAUAGAUUUUCUGACCAUGACAGGGAGAGAAAUAGAGCAAGCAAUUAUGAUGUUAAUGCCCAGGGCAUAUCAAAAAGAUCCAAAUAUAAGUCCGUUGGAAAGAGCUUUUUAUGAAUAUCAUACAUGUUUAAUGGAACCAUGGGAUGGACCUGCUUUGGUUAUAUUUACUGAUGGAAACAAAGUAGGAGCAUCAUUAGAUAGAAAUGGAUUAAGACCAGCAAGAUAUAGUAUUACAAAUUAUGGAUUAUUUGUUUUAUCUAGUGAAACAGGUGUUGUUGAUUUAUCUUAUGAUAAAGUUACUCAUAAAGGUUGUGUUUAUCCUGGAAAAGUAGUAUUGGUAGAUUUUAAAGAAAAGAAAUUUUUAAGACAUGAAGAAGUGUUAAGUAAAUUUUUAAAACUAAAACCAUAUAAAAAAUGGUUAGAUCAUUAUUCUAUACAUUUAGAUAAUAUUAUUAAACCCGUUUCUAAUAUGGAAAAUAUACGUAUGAAUGCAUAUAAAUAUGGUACUAUACUAAGUAAAGAGGAUUAUUAUAGUAGUGCUGAAACAAAUUUAGAUUAUCAUGAUGAAUUAUUAAUUAAAAAGUUAAAAGCUUUUGGGUAUACAUAUGAUGCUUUUAAUAUUAUAAUAUCACCUAUGGUAAAACAUGCAGCAGAUGGGUUAGGAGCUAUGGGUAAUGAUACAGCAUUCCCAUUUUUAAGUUAUUUACAUAGAAAUUUAUUAUACUAUUUUCAACAAACUUUUGCUCAAGUAACCAAUCCAGCCAUUGAUCCAAUCAGAGAAGAAAAUAUUAUGUCCCUCAUGAGUAAUUUAGGGAAAGAAGGGGAUUUAUUACAUUGUUCCUAUACAAACUGUCAACGAAUAUUUAUAAAUGGACCUAUAUUAAAUGAAGCUCUUUAUAAUAUGUUACUUCAGUUACCUGAUUUUCCUCAUAUUAUAGUAGAUAUGACCGUAGAUAUAUCCAAAUUAGAAUCCAUGAUGUCUGGCGAAUAUUCUGGUGAUUAUAAAUUUGAUAUAAUAAAAAGUACAUCAUCACCCAAGAGAAGUUAUCAAACUGAUUACUUCAACAAAUCAGAUGAAAACAAAAUGAAACAGGGGAAGGAAGAAAGUAAUAAGAAAAAAAUAUCGUCCAAAUAUUUAAUUAAAUUUAUUGAUAAUGUUAAUACAAAAGUGGAAAAUGCAGUUAGACGUGGAAAUCAACUAAUUAUAUUAUCACAUAGUAAUAUUAGUGAAAGUAGAGUACCUAUAUUUUCUAUAAUAAUUGUAGGUGCAUUACAUAAAUAUUUAUUAAGCAAAAAUUUAAGAACGAAAUGUUCUAUUAUUGUUAAAGCAGGAGAUUGUUUUGAAAUUCAUCACUUAGCUGUUCUCCUCUCCUUUGGUGCUGAUUGUAUAUAUCCAUUUAUACUAUAUGAAAGUCUGCAAAUCAUAAAAUAUGGAGAUAAUGAAGCAAGAUUAAGUAAUCAUCAAAUGAUAAGUAACUACAGACAUGCAGCAAAUUAUGGAAUUUUGAAAAUUAUGUCGAAAAAUGGAAUAUCUACUUUACCAAGUUAUAAGGGUUGUGGUUUAAUGCAACCUCUAGGUAUAUCAGAUGAAAUAUUAAAAAAAUGUUUUAUUAAUGUAUGUGAUUCUAUUAUUGGUGGUGUAACAUUCGAAUUUGUGGAGAAAGAAAUUUUAAAAAUAUUCCAUAAUGCUUUUCCAAAAAGAAUAUUAACAUUAAAUGUAAAAGACGCAACUGAAGAAUUAGAUGAUUAUGGAGAAUAUCACUUUAGAAAUAUAGGUAAUACACAAAUACAUAUGAAUCAUCCAGAAACUAUUAGUUUAUUGCAAAAAGCAACAAGAACAGGAAAUAAAGAUAUAUAUAAAAAAUAUUCUGAAUUACAAAAUGAAUUAAUAAAUCAUUGUGAAAUUAGAGGUCAAUUAGAAAUAAAUUAUAAAAAAUGUCCAUCCUAUAAUAAAAAAAAGAAAAAAAAUGAACCCAUAAAUAUACAUCUAGUAGAAUCAGUGAAUAAAAUUUUAUUACGAUUUUGUACUGGUGCUAUGUCCUUUGGUUCAUUAUCUGAGGAAGCGCACACUACUGUUGCUACUGCUAUGAAUACUAUGGGGUUAAAAUCAAAUACAGGAGAAGGAGGAGAAGCAGAAGACAGAAUAAAACAACAACCAAUUACUAGUGAAACGAAUUGUAGUUCUGCUGUUAAACAAAUCGCCUCAGCAAGAUUUGGCGUAACUGCAUACAGUCUAGUUAAUGCACAAGAAUUACAAAUAAAAGUUGCUCAAGGAUCAAAACCAGGAGAAGGAGGAGAAUUACCAGGGUAUAAAGUUAGUGCUAGAAUAGCUUCAGUACGCAGAAGUACACCAGGGGUUGGUUUAAUAUCUCCUCCUCCUCAUCAUGAUAUGUAUUCAAUUGAAGAUGUUGGGCAAUUAGUUUAUGAUUUAAAAAAUAUAAAUAAAGAAGCAAAGAUAUCAGUUAAGCUAGUGUCUAAACUAGGAAUUGGUGUUAUCACUUCUGGUGUUGUUAAAGGUAAUUGUGAACAAAUAUUAAUAAGUGGUAUGUCAGGUGGUACGGGUGCAUCUAAAUGGACUUCUAUUAAGCAUGCAGGUUUACCAUGGGAAAUUGGAUUAGCAGAAGCACAUCAAACUUUAUGUAAAUCUAAACUAAGAAAAAGAGCUAUACUACAAAUUGAUGGGCAAUUAAAAACAGGAAGAGAUGUUAUUUUAGGAGCUCUGUUAGGUGCAGAAUCAUUUAGUUUUUCUACACAACCAUUAAUAUCUUUAGGAUGUAUUAUGAUGAGAAAAUGCCAUUUAAAUAUUUGCCCUGUUGGUAUAUGUACACAGGAUCCUGAAUUAAGAAAAAAGUUUGCAGGCAAACCAGAAUAUAUUAUUAAUUUUUUUUUUAUGUUAGCAGAAGAAGUCAGAGAAUAUUUGGCUAGUAUGGGGUUUAGGAAAUUUUCCCAAAUUAUUGGCAGAUCUGAUUUAUUAAAAAAAAAGGAUCAUUUAAAAUAUGACGAGAAAAGAAGGCUUCUAGAUUUUUCUAAGCUGCUUUUCCCAGGAUGGAAAUAUUAUGCAGAGGAUGAAAUUAAGGAUGAUAAUAGUAAUAAUAAUAAUAAGAAGAAGAAGAAGAAGAGAUAUACCAAAAAUGGAAGUGAUAAGAAGCGAACGAAUGUAAAUACGUAUUAUGUAAAUUCAAAGUACAAGGGAAACAACAAUACAAGUCUGACUAGGCUAGCAAAAAUGAGGGGAAAAAGCGUUUUAAUAAAUGAAACAUUUAACACUGUUAAAAAAUAUGAUUCAUCGAAAACGACCGAUGGUGGAUGUUGCGUCAAUGGUGCUGAUAAAAACGUAAACGCAUUUUAUGUUGACAGUUGUGAGUGCGAAGAUGCGGAAUACGCAGGGGAUGAAGAAGAGGAAGAAGAGGAGGACGAAGAACAAGAGGAAGAGGAGGAUGAGGGGGAAGAGGAAGAGGAAGAGGAGGAUGAGGAUGAGGGGGAAGAGGAGGAGGACGAAGAGGACGAAGAAAACAUCGGGGAUGAAGGGAAGACGGAAGAAGUACGCAGCUCGAACAAUGAAGAGCCAGGAAAAAAUGAAAGAGCGAAGAAAAGAUAUAAGGAUCACACCGAAGAGAACAAGGUCAUCCAAGAAAGUAAACCAAAUGAAAAGGUAAAAUAUUACGUAACUGUUAAUGGUAAGAAUAUGAAAAAUGUCCAGGUACCAAAUAAGAAGUUGAGAAAAAUAUUAGUUGAAAAAAAAAGUCAUGGGAAAAAAAAAAAAAAACUUAAACCUAUUCCAAUUUUUUGUUGUGAAGCACAAAAUCAUAAGCUGUCUGAUGUUAUUGAUAGAGAAUUAAUAAGAAGGUCUAAAAUAUCUCUACUAAACUGCACACCAGUAAGUAUAAAGAUGCCAAUAAAAAAUACAGAUAGAGCAGUUGGAGCUAUGUUAAGUUAUCAUAUCAUUCAGAAAUAUGGAGAACAAGGGUUACCAAUAGAUACUAUAAAUGUAAAAUUUAGAGGCACAGGAGGAUUAUCAUUUGGUGUUUUUCUAACAAGUGGUGUAAAUUUUGAAUUAGAAGGAGAUGCAAACGAUUUUGUAGGAAAAGGAUUAUCAGGUGGUAUUAUAUCUGUACAUUUUCCUAAGAACUCAUUAUUUAUAAAUGAAUGUCAAAAAAAUAUGAUUGCAGGAAAUUCUGUUUUGUAUGGUGCUACUAAAGGAAGGGCAUUUUUCGCCGGAAGAGCAGGUGAACGAUUUGCUGUUCGAAAUUCUGGAGCUAUUGCUGUUGUUGAAGGAGUUGGAUGUCAUGGUUGUGAAUAUAUGACCAAAGGUAUUGUAGUAGUUUUAGGAGAAAUAGGAUGUAAUUUUGCAGCUGGUAUGAGUGGAGGAAUAGCAUAUGUAUUAGAUAUUAAUGAAAAGAAUGUAAAUCAUCAAAUGGUCGAUUUGAAAGUAUGUAAAACUAUGGAUGAAAAAAUGACAUUAGAAAAGUUAUUACAUGAACAUUAUGAACGAACCAAUUCAUGUACUGCUAAAAUAUUACUACAAAACUUUGAUGAUAAUUUACAACGAUUUACUAAAAUUAUCCCAAGAGAUAUUAAAAGAGUGUUAACUGAAGCUUGUAUAGAAUUUGUAAAAACAGGUAAUGAAGAAGCUGCUGCUAUAUUAGAUGACUGGGCUUCCCUACUAAAGAGUGUAGACCAACCAGAAAGCAUGUAUAAAAAAGCUAUGCAAUUUUUUACCACAAUUUCGGAUGAUAUAUCAGGAUUGCCAAAAACAUUGGCAUUAAGAAAUGUUGACGGGUUAAUUAUAUAUGAUAUAUUGCAAGAUAAUCACAGUAAAAAAUUGUUAACUAUAAAAAAUCCGUCCAGUGAUAUGAAUACAAUAUAUAGUGAACAACAUGGUAUAAAAAAAAAAAAAUAUUUCGAUUUUGAAAGAUUUACACAUAAUUUAGAAUUGUGUAGAAAAAAUAACAGAAAGUGGAGAAGAUAUGCUGAAAUUCCUUUUAAGUGUAGUGCUUUUGCUAAUUUUAAAAGUAUUUUCCCAAAAACUCUAGAUGAGAAAUCUAAAGAAAUGAUAAAGAAAUAUAUGCUUAAUGAAAAAUACCUCUUAGACUUGCAUUUAAAAUCGUUAAACUCUAAUAAAUUUAUUGAAUGCUUAAUAAGUAGAGAAGAAGGAGAUGAUUAUAUCAGUAUGAAUCAAAAACAAAUAAGUCCUAAUAUAUAUACUUUGAAAAAAUUACUUUGUGCAAAUGAUAAUAAUGAUAGCAAUGCGCCGGGUGAUCAGACUCAAAAAAUACCCAGUGUUGUUCCUCUUAAUAAUGAUGAGGAUUCUCUAUAUGCUGCUAGAAGUGUGGAAAGUAAUGUCGCUAGGAUGAGAGCCUACAGCAGGGGUAGCACUACUGUAUCUACCAAUGCUCCUUGGACAUCUAUGUCAAAUACAAAUAACGCUGCCUAUACUACUACCGAUUCCCCUGAAGGGAGAGACGCUCGUCUUGCUAUUGGCAAAGAAGUUGUUAUGCUUACCCCGAAUAAUAAUGAAAAUGAAACAAACGAUACAACAAAAGCAUCAACAGAUUAUGCAAAUGUUCCAAAUAUGAACUUAGCAAAGCCAUUUUUAGUUGCUAAUCCAAAUAAAGUGACUGGGUUUAAGGAAUAUGAAAGAUUAUCACACCCGUUAAAAGAUAUUAGUAGUAGAGUACUAGAUUAUUCAGAAAUAAUUGUGCCUAUAAAUGCAAAAAGUAAAUUACAUAAUCAGUUAUUAAAAACACAAGCAUCUAGAUGUGUGGAUUGUGGUACUCCAACUUGUCAUUAUCCUAAUUCAAGUGGUGGAGGAUGUCCAUUAGGUAAUAGAAUAUUUGAUUGGAAUAAUUUAAUUUAUGAAAAUGAAUGGAAAAAGGCUUUAGAACGUUUAUUAGAUACUAACAAUUUCCCAGAAAUAACAGGGAGAGUUUGUCCUGCCCCAUGUGAAGAUGCAUGUGUGUUAAGUAUAAAUGAUAAACCUGUCUCUAUAAAAUUUAUAGAACUUUCUAUUAUUGAAGCUGGUUUUUUAAAAAAGUGGAUCCAACCAAUUAUACCAUGUCAAAGGACAGGUAAAAGGGUAGCAAUAGUUGGAUCAGGUCCUGCAGGGUUAACAGCAGCACAACAAUUAAAUAAAGCAGGACAUGAAGUUACAAUUUUUGAAAAAGAUGAAUACUUUGGUGGAUUACUAAUGAACGGAAUUCCAAAUGUACGUUUAGAUAAAAAAAUUAUAGAAAGAAGAUUAAUACUAAUGAAAAAGGAAGGAAUUAUUAUGAAGAAUAAUAUAAAUGUAGGGGUUGAUAUAAAACUAUCUGACUUAAUGGAAACAUAUGAUGCUAUUUUGUUAGCUACUGGUUUUAAAAUACCUAGAACGUUGGAUAUUCCUGGUGCAAAUUUACAUAAUAUAUAUUUUUCUAUGGAUUUUUUAACAUCCUGUCAGAAAUCGUUAAUCAAAUCUGAUCUUAUGGAUGACAAUUAUAUUGAUGUCUCUGAAAAACAUGUAAUCAUAUUAGGUGGUGGUAAAACAGCUGUUGACUGUAUUAGUUUAGCUAUUCGUAUGGGUGCUGCUAGUGUUUUACAAUUUACUAGACAGGAUGUACCACCUAUAAGUACGACAGAUUAUUGCUGGCCAGGAUUAAAAAAUAUUUUCAAAGUCGAAUAUUCGCAUGAAGAAGCUAUUAUUAUACAAGGAAGAGACCCACGAGAAUUUUGCGUCAGAAGUUUAGAAUUUAUCCCGUCCAGUAAAGACCCCAAGAGGGUAUCUGGAGUUAGAGCAAUAAAGGUCAAGUUAAAAAAGUGCUCAAAAUUUGAGAACAGGAAAAACAGUGCAACGGCUACUAAUACUAAUACUUCCAAUAUCACCACUGCCAUUGCUACUACCGCUAAAAGUGAAGCAAAAAAACAGUCAAGUAAGUCAAAUAAAAUGAAAAGUUAUAAACAUCCAGAGAAGCCAAACGGACAGGGAACUACAACUGCUAGCUCUCACUCUUCAUCUUCUAUGGCUGACAAUGACAUUAUUCAAAAUUAUCAUUUACGAAAAGAUCACAAAGAAUAUUUUGAUAUUCCAUUUACUGAAAGAAUUUACAAAGCAGAUGUUGUAAUAUUAGCACUAGGUUUUUACAAAACAGAUGAUUCUAUUUGGGAAAAGGAUUCAAUUAAAAUUGAACUUGACAAUUAUAAUUGUAUAAAAACAAAAAAUAGAAUAUAUCAAACUAAUUAUAAAAAGAUAUUUGCAUGCGGAGAUUGUAGAAUAGGUCCUAGCACAGUUGUGCAGGCCAUAGCAGAAGGAAGAGAUGUCGCAUCGAAGAUCGAUGAAUUUAUAACCAAUUCAGAUUCCAUACUCCCUUCGUGUAACACCUAUUAUUAUUACCCUAAAAAUUAUAAAAAUGUUCCGUUUAGGUCUUCUCACUGGGGUUAA